AUGGAGGUUUUAUACUUCAACUCCUCCGUGCUCUACGUCUCCCACAGACCUCAAAACGUCAGCGGCCCUGAGCAGACCAUCUACCACAGCUGCAGGGGCAUGCCGGCCGUUCUCAUCUGGUACCUGGCUCUGCAGUUCACCAACAUGUUCCUGGGCAUCCCGGCCAACAUCAUGGUGCUGUGGCUCAUCCACAAGAACAGCAGGGACUCCUCCACCUCCGACAUCUUCAUCAUCCACCUGGCCGUUUUGGACGUCCUCUUCUGCCUCAUCCCUCCUCUGGAGCUGGCCAACAUCGUCUUCCUCACCACCAGCAGCACCUGGUACGUCCUCCGCUUCUUCUACGGCAUCAAGGACACCUCGCCGCUGCUGCUGUCCUGCAUCUGCCUGGACCGCUACGUGGCCGUGCUCCACCCCCUGGCCUUCGCCGAGCUCAAGGACCGCCGGCACAGAGCCGUCCUGGUCGGCGCGGUCUGGCUGGUCAUCCUGGCCUACGCCGCCGCCAAGUGCGUGGGCACCAUCGUCCACUUCGACAGGGUCUUCACGGCCAUGAUCCUGGCGGCGUUCGCCUUCAUGGUGUUCUGCAACAUCGCCAUCCUGUGGGCCCUGCGGCAGUCGGGGCCCGGCAGGGACGAGAUGCACCCGGUGAAGAGGAGGGCCUUCAAGAUGGUCCUCAUCAUCCUGGCCAUCAUCGUGUUUAACUACUUCCCCCCCGUGGCGCUUUUUCCCUUCCAGAGCUACUUUUCUCCCGCCGUGUUCCGCUGCUACGUUCACUACGUGGCGUUCGGCCUGAUGGACUUCAGCAGCACCAUUCAGCCCGUGCUUUACCUGUCCAAAGAGAGGCUGACCUGGAGGCCCAGCUGCUGCCAGACCAGCGAGAGUCAAACCCAGUAG
Menidia menidia (Atlantic silverside) is the source of this 891-nucleotide messenger RNA. Lineage: Eukaryota; Metazoa; Chordata; Actinopteri; Atheriniformes; Atherinopsidae. The record is from the annotation of a GenBank genome assembly.